GACCGCUCGACUCUUCUGAGGUCCCGCAUGGAGCAGCGUUUGGAGUCAGCGCGGUUCCGCUAUAUUAACGAGGUUCUGUACACCACGUCUAGUGGGGAGGCAAAACGCAUGUUCAGACAGGACCCCCAGGCUUUUAGCAUCUACCACAGGGGCUUUACGGCACAGGUCCAGCGCUGGCCAGCUAAUCCUGUCGACGCCAUCAUCUCCUACAUACGCCACAAGCCUGCCUCUCUGGUAUUGGCAGAUUUUGGCUGUGGUGACUGCAAAAUUGCUCUUAGCUUGAAGAACAAAGUGCACAGUUUUGACUUGGCACCUAUUUGUGACCGUGUAACUGUCUGCGACAUGGCUAAUGUACCGCUCAAGGAUGGUACUGUGGACAUAGCUGUAUUCUGUCUCUCUCUUAUGGGGACUAACCUUGGGGAUUUUCUAGUUGAGGCUAACCGUGUGCUGGUGAUGGGGGGUAUCCUGAAAAUUGCAGAGGUGGCAAGUAGAUUUGAGAAUGUGAGGAACUUCAUGGGUGCUUUGUCCAGCCUGGGAUUCAAGUUGGUCACAAAGGACACAGAGAAUAGCCACUUUUACUCCUUUGAGUUUGAAAAGAUUGCAGAAGCUUCAGAGAGGGUAAAUGCAGGAGGACUGGAGCUGAGGCCUUGUUUGUACAAGAAACGAUGAGGGCAACGGUGAUGAGAACAUGGGAGAAACAGUUUCAAACAUCUGUUCCAAAUGGCACUCUAUUCCCUUUAUACUACACUACUUUUGAACAGGGCCCAUGGGGCUCUGAUCAAAGGUAGUGCACUAUAUAGGGAAUAGGGUGCCAUUUGGGAUUCACCCCCAGGAGAGAAGUCAAGCAGGAAGGGCAGUAACAGAAAAUGUAUCUUCUACUGGAUGUAACUGUAAAAUGACUUUCAUAGAUGAGCUGGUGUUUUUGACCCCCAAACAAUGUAUCAAGGAUUGUUGAUAUUGUCAAUAACCUUUUGUGGACUUUCAAAUGUCUGUUUCAAAGAGAAAACAUGUUCAAAAGUUGUUGACAUCAUUGGUAUAUUUUUUAUUAAAUCAAAAAGGAAUUGUAUUGCA
This is a messenger RNA of Salvelinus namaycush (lake trout), 1071 nucleotides long. Its product is annotated as ribosomal RNA-processing protein 8-like. Gene Ontology annotation, biological process: regulation of transcription by glucose; rDNA heterochromatin formation; cellular response to glucose starvation. Bases 28 to 669 code for a protein of 213 amino acids. Gene Ontology annotation, cellular component: chromatin silencing complex; rDNA heterochromatin; nucleolus. NCBI's taxonomy places the organism in Eukaryota, Metazoa, Chordata, Actinopteri, Salmoniformes, Salmonidae. The record is from RefSeq and is a predicted model, not a curated record. Gene Ontology annotation, molecular function: methyltransferase activity. The transcript has 5 exons.